Messenger RNA from Trichechus manatus latirostris (Florida manatee), 1559 nucleotides. It is a transcript of the gene CDK2AP2, whose product is annotated as cyclin dependent kinase 2 associated protein 2. The record is from RefSeq and is a predicted model, not a curated record. Bases 682 to 1089 code for a protein of 135 amino acids. Gene Ontology annotation, cellular component: microtubule; cytoplasm; nucleus. The transcript has 3 exons. Gene Ontology annotation, biological process: negative regulation of G1/S transition of mitotic cell cycle; regulation of microtubule cytoskeleton organization. NCBI's taxonomy places the organism in Eukaryota, Metazoa, Chordata, Mammalia, Sirenia, Trichechidae.
CGGCCCAAACCCAGGUCCGGGUUCCGAAGCCCCGCCCCGGGGACCCUGGGACUAAUCGGAUUGAGAGCGCGCCGUCCCGGGCCGCGAACUCGCCAAUUGCGGAGGGCCUCGGCCGCCACCCAAUCCGGAACAGACAGGUGCGAGGUCCGGAAGACAGAGGCCAAUCAGCAGUGGUUGCGGCCUGCUGGGGCGGGUCUCGGCCAAUGAGGAGGCUCGAAUGACAUUUCGGCGCGCCAAUCGGGAGUGAGAGAGUCUUCGUGCCCGCCCGCCCUUCCGGCCAGCGCUCUAUUUACCAGGGGCGUGCAGCCCGCUUGCCAAUCAGCGCGCAGCUGAACGGCCAGCAGCCAACCCCGGAGCAGCGGCCGGCCGGCGUCCGCCCGCACCCAGGAGUCGGGGAUGUCGUACAAGCCCAUCGCCCCCGCCCCCAGCAGCACUCCCGGCUCCAGUACCCCUGGGCCUGGCACUCCGGUCCCUACAGGUGAGGACCCAGCUCCACCCCUGCUCGCCUCCCCGGGUGCUCGAGGUCUCCCAGAGAAGACGGCCUGAGUUCUGCAUUACUGGGCCCGCCGCCUACGCUCCUGGAGCCUCAGUUUCCUGUCCUGCGAAGUGGGCGUGGUGACGUAAGGGCUUGUAGGUGGGGCGCAGGGGGAGGGGUUUGUCCCUGAAGUUGACCCGCCUGGAAUGAAGCAUCCUUUCGGAGGGAAUCGGACAGACUUGGCCGGGGGCUCGGAGCUCUGGGAGGAGGCGUCCCUGCCCCGUGCUGACCUCUUCCUCGCGCCUGUUGCAGCUGGAAGUGUCCCGUCGCCGUCGGGCUCGGGGCCGGGAGCCGCUGCCCCUUUCAGGCCACUUUUUAACGACUUUGGACCUCCCUCCAUGGGCUAUGUGCAGGCAAUGAAGCCACCCGGCGCUCAGGGCUCCCAGAGCACCUACACGGACCUCCUGUCUGUCAUAGAGGAGAUGGGCAAAGAGAUCCGGCCCACCUAUGCUGGAAGCAAGAGUGCCAUGGAGCGCCUGAAGAGAGGCAUCAUCCAUGCCCGGGCCCUAGUCAGAGAGUGCCUGGCCGAGACAGAGCGGAACGCCCGCACGUAACAGGAAAUGCCUGCACCUCAGCGUCUGGACCUCUCCAGCCACUGCAGAGCACCAGCUUCUCCCUGGCCUUCACCCCGAGUUGCACUCCCCGUCCUGGGCCUCCUGUGCUGUGUCCCUUGGUGGGCACCCUCCGGGAACCAGGGGCACACCCCUCUUCGUUCGGCAGCACUAACUGGGGCGCCCGGCAAUAGUUAGCAGCAAGGUCACUGUGAGACCCACCCAUGACCUACCAACAGUGUUGAUCCAACUGGAACUUUCUGCUUCUGUGGCCGCCACCACUUAGCACUUAUCCAGCACUGCUGACCACUUUGUCCCAGGUCCCCCCUUGUCCCCCAGCAGGUCUUGGAAGGCCUGUCGCCUCCCUGCCUUGUCUCCUGGGCCAUAGCAACUCUUUUCUCAGUGUGUCUUUUGCUAAAUAUGCCCUUUUUGUAUAAAAUAAAGAUGAUUUGGAGUUGUUCUCUCAGCUCUGA